AUGGGUCGUCUCGCGGAAAUGCAACGCAAGCUCUUAGAGCAAAUGAUGGGUCCAGAGGCAAUGGGUGUCGCCAAUGCAAAUUUGGUUUGGAGUGACGACAAAGUGUGUCGCAACUUUCUUUGCGGUACCUGCCCACAUACGCUGUUCACCAAUACAAAAAUGGAUCUGGGAGCAUGUCCCAAAUCGCACACUGAACGACUAAAGGCGGAUUAUAACGAAGCGAAAAGCAAGGACCCGAACGACCCAAUACACGCGCGGUUCCAGUUGGAGUAUGAGUCAAACAUAUUUUCGUUUGUAGACGAAUGCGACCGUCGGAUCCGUGCAGCUCAUCGGAGAUUGGAGAAGACCCCAGAAGAGAAUGCAAAGACAACAAACUUGAUGAGGGAAAUCGGUGAGAUUGAACUGGCUAUCCAAGGUGGAACAGAGAAGAUUGAGCAACUGGGUGAACAGGGAAAAGUGGAGGAGUCAAUGCGAGAAAUGGCUGCGAUUGAGGCGCUAAAAAACGAGAAGGCAGACAAGGAGCGAGAGCUACAGCAACUCACUGAUACUUCAGGGGCUUCUGGUCACCAAAAAUUGCGUGUCUGUGAUGUUUGUGGCGCGUACCUCUCUGUGUUGGACUCGGACCGUCGUUUGGCAGAUCAUUUUGGAGGCAAGAUGCAUCUAGGGUACCACGAGUUACGCAACAUGCUGCAGAAGUUUAGGGAAGAACGGGAAAAGGCCAAAGCGGCUGGCGUGAGUGCACCUUCAACAGCGCAAGCCAGCAGCAACGGUCGAGAACGGGGCGGGAGAGAUGAAGGCCGAGGAGGGUAUGAUCGUCACUCAAGUUCACGGUAUGAGUGA
Molecule: messenger RNA, 840 nt
Organism: Mycena indigotica
Lineage: Eukaryota; Fungi; Basidiomycota; Agaricomycetes; Agaricales; Mycenaceae
Exons: 7
Coding region: 1-840 (279 amino acids)
Biological process (GO): mRNA splice site recognition
Cellular component (GO): U1 snRNP; U2-type prespliceosome
Molecular function (GO): mRNA binding
Source: RefSeq, a predicted model, not a curated record